Branchiostoma floridae (Florida lancelet) is the source of this 4518-nucleotide messenger RNA. RefSeq names its product G protein-coupled receptor 137Ba-like. Gene Ontology annotation, cellular component: lysosomal membrane. Gene Ontology annotation, biological process: positive regulation of TORC1 signaling. Lineage: Eukaryota; Metazoa; Chordata; Leptocardii; Amphioxiformes; Branchiostomatidae. The coding region runs from base 113 to 1435 and encodes 440 amino acids. The transcript is spliced from 8 exons. The record is from RefSeq and is a predicted model, not a curated record.
GGCAGGUGUCUUGUGACAAGUGAAAGUCGCUGGUUGGUAACGCAGGCCAGGAGGAAGUUUGGCCGUCCCUCAUGUUUCCACAGGAAUUCGGCAUGUUUCGACCCGUUUAAAGAUGUCAGACGCGCACAGAGACUUCCCUAACGUCUUCCCAGACCACUUAGACGGGAUGCUGGUCCGCUCAGCGCUAAGAGGGGCGGAGAAAUUCGCUGUGGGUACGGCGGAUUUCAGAUCCCCCACCCCCAUCCCUGUCGGCCCCUCCUACCUUCCGAAGGCAACGUUUGGACUAACGGUGGCCUACAUCGUACUCUAUGCACUGUUAUUUCUGUUCAUCUACGCGCAGUUGUGGCUCAUACUGUACUACAAACACAAGAGGCUCAGUUACCAGACUGUUUUCUUGUUUUUGUGCCUGUUUUGGUCAGGACUGAGGACUACUCUGUUUUCGUUCUACUUCCAAAAUUGCGUGCUGGCUAACAACCUGUCGACUUUCCCCUAUUGGCUGUUAUAUUGCUGCCCUGUAUGUCUGCAGUUCAUCACUCUGUGUCUGCUCAACAUGUAUUUUGCACAGGUGGUCUUCAAAGCAAAGGGCAAAUAUGCCUCAAAUCCCAGCAGAUAUAAACGACCACUGAAGAUAACAUUUGGGGUGGCUGUUCUAAUCUUUGUGGCCACUAACAUCACCUGUGCAGUCCUGAUACGGCAGUACAACGGACAGGACAUUCCUGAGGCCAUCAUAGUAGGGCGGGUCAUUAUCAACGACUCCCUGUUUGUGAUUUCUGCUAUUCUGCUGUCUGUCUGCAUUUACAAGAUUGCCAGAAUGCCAACAGCAAAUGUUUUACUGGAAGCAAAGGGUUUUACAGUGGGCCAGUCCAUUGCUGCAUCAGUGGGGAUCAUCCUGCUGUAUGUGUCCCGUGCCAUGUACAACCUGAUCGCAGUCUCACCCAUCUCCACUCCUUCCCUCGGGUAUAGCUGGCUCAAUGUCUCUGAUCAGGCUGACCUGUUGAACCUGGGUGCCAGUGAUCUGAACUACAUCGUGUUUGGGCUGGUUCUGUUUUUCUGGGAGCUCCUGCCCACCUCUAUCGUGGUCAUCCUGUACCGGGUCAGGCGCCCUCCACAAGAUCUGAUGUCAUCAAGCAUGUCCACCCAGAGCUAUAAAUACUUCUUUGACAACCCCAGGAGAUACGACAGUGAUGAUGAUCUAUCCAGGGUACACAGCAGAAGUGGCAGCCAAUACGACAUUCCGACCCUGCCAGUCACCCCCAGCUCCUACUCCAUCAACAGCAGCACCCCCACCCCCCGGGGGUACGGCACCAUCAUGAGGAGCAGCAGCGGGAGCUACCCCUCGGGGCAGUACGGCAUGCCCGGCACCACCCCACCCCUCCUGUUCAGCACGGGGAAUGUCAACCCUGGGGGCAGGUACCAGGCGUACGAUGGGACAUGAGGAAAGAAAAAUGUCAGGGUAGUAGAAUGUACAAUAGGUGAUCGAUAAGUGAUGAGCCUCACCAAGACAUAAGGUGCACAAUUCGAAUUUGGGGGCACAAUUAUAGUAUUAAAGCCUUUUAUAAAAACCAACCAAAUUUCAAGUCAUUGUGGUCAUUACUUUCCAGUUGACGUCCUUUUGAAAUCAGUAGGUGUACAUGUACAUGUAAGUGGUAAGAAAAACAAGGUGCACUGUGAUCAGAGCUGUGUUAGUCGAGUUCCUCAUGCCAUGAAAUCUUCAAAAGCAUUAUCAAAAUGUUUGAUGAGGAUUUUCUUCAUAUUUCAACUAGAAAGAAGUGGUUAUCUGAUCAUGACUCUUUCAGCAGAGCAAGUUGACCUACACACCUCAGGUCACAGCUUGAUUGUCAAAUUUUUUUUCUUUCUCUCUCAACUAACAUUACUGGGUGUUGCCUGCAAAGUAUUGAUCAUAAUGAUUUGAAUUGAAGUAGGCAUUCAUAAAAGGUUUAAUACUUUAUAGUUAUGCUUCGAAAUUUGCAUUGUGCACCUUGAUUCUUGGUGAGGCUCAGAACUUAUUAAUCACCCCUUGUAUGAUGAGAAGACAUGUUGAAGCAAAACUAAGAGGUUAUUUUAUGACUUGAGAGACAACAAGGUUUGAAGUGUAUGAAAUAACUUUUAAAUUCUGAAUGCCUGCCCAGUAAAAUUGUGAUGUAAAGUAAUUGAAUUAAGUACUGGCUAUACUAUUCUCGUAAAUGAUAGAAUGAAGAAUACACAUAAAAUAUCAAGAUUUGCCAUGCAAAUGUGAUAAAUGCAUAAUACAUGUAGAAAAAUAUACACGGAAGUACAUGGAAGAACUGUAAAUAUAAAAUGCUUGAAUAUAAUAAUGACCAUCCCAUCAGCUGCUCAAGAUAAACAUAUCAUGUUUAGAGGGAAUAGCCUAGAACAAGGCCGUAUUAAAAUGACUCUUACUGUACUUGUAAAUGCCAUCUCCAGAAAAUAAUUAUUGUAACAGGAGAUGGAAUUAACAUUGCCUAAGUUUGGAAUUUUGGCAGCAUUGUAGCAAUAAGGAGCAUUUGAGGUAGUACAUAUAAUUUCUUCACUUGCCAAUUUGCUUGUAAAUACCUCAGUUGCCUUUGUAAUGUAGGAAUUAUUAUGAAGUUUUAUUAAGUUUUCAAAAGUCACUGACUGAAGAAUUACUUUUUUGCCAAUAUUACGUUUUUCUUUUCCUUGAAUGAAAAUUUGUGGCAAAGCACAAAUUAUGUAUAUUCAUAGGCAUUUUAUUUUAGUUGUCACUGUCCUUCAAACAGGGUUUCCACAUCAUUUUGAGUUUUAUAGAAAUGGAAUGGCUAUGACAAGGUUGUAGGUAUGGAACUUACCUACUGAAAUAAAUGAAGAUACUAGCUUAGAAAGCUGAGCUUUCUAUUAGUAAGUAAUUGCACUUUUGUGUGCCACAAUGUAAAGAAUGGGCAUAUCUGCUGAGCAGAUGUACUAGAAAUGAUGGCGCUGUGUUGGCUGUGAUAUGGAAUAUUAUAAAAACUGAACAGUGUGUACGUGAGGAAUUACAUUUUGGAAUUUGCAAAUACUGUAGGAUGAAAUGGAAUCAUGUUGUAAUACAAUAUUUUCAGCGCUUGAGGAACUUACAUUUAGCAAACUGCUGUUAUUCAAUUAAAGGGUCAUGUUGAUUUGAUUGUUUCAGCUGGAUGAUAUGCAUCAAUUUUCAGCGAUUUCCAUGAAAGAAAAGUUUUCAACCACACUGUAAAGCGGACAAUCUUGCAGCCAAGUAUUUUCAACUGUUCCCUACACCGAUAGAAACCGAUACAGAAUGUUUUAGAAUGCCAAAGUCUAUUUCAAUGUCAAAGAUGAAAAGGUGAGAAGGAACAAAAAUGAAGAAUCUGUUUUUUGGUAUACCAUGUUUAGUCAUUUGUUAAACCUUCCUGACCACUUAAAUUUAAUAAUUAGGAGAUUUUGUUUUCUUUGCACACUCACAUCACUUUUGGAGUUCACAGUGGAUGCAUACAUUUGUAAUAGAAUCAACUGAUGGCUUAAUGAUUCUUGAAAUCAAAAUCCCAAAGACUGAUAUCUUGUGUAUUGUUGUGAGAUUGAGCUGCUGUUUCAUUUUAAUUCAAUCAUGUCGGCAAUCUGGCCUAUAGUUGUAUCAGUAUUAGUUAUUUUUCUUAAUUUCAAAUGCCAGUAUACCUGUCUGUGGCAUGAUAUUAUCAUACCGUUAUGGCUUUUAAGUUAACCUUCUCUAUUAUAUUUCAUGUGUUAUGUAUAUAUGAUAUAAGUUGAAGACUGUCAGCAUGUACCGUGUUACUCUUGAACAUUAUACACUUGAAAUGGAAUUUCUAGCAUGCUGAUGUGUUUUUAAAUAGAUGUUGAAAACAUUUAGUGAAUGUAGGCUUGAACAAGGCUUGGGAAAGAAUUUUGUGUUUCCAGUCACCGGCUGACAAAAACCUGCCAACCCUAGCCUUUUUGAAGGUCGACAACUGGCUUAAGGUAUUUGAUACCUGAGUGAUGAAUUUCAAAACAGACUUCCUGUAUCUAACAGUUAACAAUAAGGGCUUUCAACAGUUGAAGCAACAAUAAAUAUGUAGACCAUGUACAUUGUUCCUUCUUUGUUCAGUAUACUUUAAAUGCAUUUAAGUUCGCGGGGAUUUAAUUUCGCGGUCGCGGGGAAAAGGACUUUUUUGCGGUGGAUUUAAGUUCGCGGUGAAGUGGUCACCGCGAAAACCGCGAACAUUAAUCCAACACGAACAUUUCUGCAUUUACAGUAUUAUGAUGUACAAGCACAUAAAACUUGUGCUCGUACAACGUAUAUUUGUAAUAGUGUGAUUACAAUAUGGCGUUAAGAAUACCAGUGUCCUUUGGAUUACUUUGUCAGAAAUCUAUAAAGAAAGAGAACACCAGACUUGUUUGUGUAACACUGUGUGUUGCCAUCACUGUAGAAGCUAUGGAGUCUAUGAUAACUUAAAUGUUUGAAACUUUGUGUCAAUUUGAGUUAGCAUGAAGUGAGAAUGAAGCCUGCAUAUACAGUAUCAUAAUGCUUGAAAAGAAGUUAGAGCAAUAAAAGAUGUCGACAUCUUGUAA